AUGGGACCACAAAUCAUCUGCGGCGUUUUGGGCCGGGAUGAAAGUGGAGUACGUCUUCUUCUUGGAGUCCAAGUUGGCUUUUCACAGAAAUCACCCCGAAUUCAAUGGUAUGGGGAACGAUUCGAUCUCACUCGCGCGAUUACUGAGGCUGCUGCUCUAGGAUUAUUUGAGUACGAGGAAUAUAUUAGUCUGAAGACGAUCAAUGAUCCGAAUGAAGGCUAUGAGACCAUCACUGACCUUAUGGGUCUACAAGAUCAGAUUGAUGCUUUUCAGAAACUUAUUUUCUCGCACUUCCAGUCAGGAACUCACAAUGAGUGCCGGAUCUCGGCGUUGGUUCCUCUUGUGCAAGAAAGCUACGGGAUUUAUAAAUUCAUCACCAGCAUGUUGAGGGCGAUGCACACAGCCACUGGCGACGCUGAUGCACUUUCGCCUCUACAUGGACGCUACGAUGCUCAACAUCACCGCUUGGUCCGAUUCUACUAUGAGUGUUCGAACUUGCGUUACCUGACCAGCUUGAUUACUAUUCCAAAACUCCCCCAGGAUCCACCAAACUUACUCGGAGACGAAGAAGAACGACCAGCCUUGCCGAAGCGGCCCACGAAGGAGGUUGAGGCAGCGCCAUCUCCUCCACCGAAAUCUGUGGCCGCUGAGCCGGAGCCCAUUAAUGAUUUCUGGAGCACCGAAGCUCGCCGGCAACAGGAGGAAUUUGAAGCCGAGCAGCUGCGUCUUCAGCAGCAGUGGGAGGAGCAGCAACGCCAACAAUUACUUGCGCAGCAGCAAGCCCAGCGUGAUUUUGAGGAACAACAACGUUUACAAGCGGAGCAACAGCGUCUUGCUCAGGAACAACUUAUGCGCGAACAAUAUCAGAGCCAGACACAAGGUCGACUUGCUGAACUAGAAAGGGAGAACCUGAAUGCUCGUGCACAAUAUGAGCGGGAUCAGCUGAUGCUCCAGCAAUACGACCGCCGUGUGAAAGAUCUUGAGGAACAAAUGAGUCAGCUGACGUCGAACCUGAACAUGCAGAAUGCGUCCAAGGAUGAUCAGAUUAGGUCCCUUCAGGAGCAAGUCAACACAUGGAGAAGCAAGUAUGAAGCUCUGGCGAAACUUUAUUCUCAACUUCGCCAGGAGCACCUAGAUUUACUCCAGACAACAAAAAGCCUCAAACUGAAGGCAGCGUCCGCCCAGGAAGCAAUAGAGCGACGAGAGAAACUAGAACGUGAGCUUAAGACGAAGAACCUUGAGUUGGCCGACAUGAUCCGGGAGCGGGAUCGUGCUCUGCAUGACAGGGACCGCCUGACGGGAAGCAACAAGGAUGAGCUGGAAAAGGUCAAGCGGGAACUUCGUUUCGCUAUCGAGCGCGCAGAGAACGCGGAGCGCCAGAAAGGCACCGAAAUCUCCUCCUUGCUCUCGAAAUAUAACAGGGAAAUGGCUGAUCUAGAGGAAGCACUGAGGAAUAAAACACGCGCCUUGGAGGAAUAUACCAAGAAUAACGAGAUGCGAAACGGCGACCACGAACUCGCGCUUCGUGAGAAAGAAACAGAGCUUGAAGCAAUGCAAGCUGCUAUGGAUGAAGCCCUUUUAGAACUAGAGGAGCUGAAGCUGAGUCAAGGUGAUGCCGACAAAGCGCUCGAUACCCAGAUCGACCACGUCUUGCACGGCACAGUCUCAAAGAUCAACGAUAUUAUCGAUUCAGUGCUCCAGACCGGUGUGCAGCGUGUUGAUGAUGCACUUUAUGAGCUAGAUUCUACCAUGCAGGCUGGUAACCAGAAUGCUUCUCCACCAUACGUCCUCUCACAAAUUGAGAAAGCAUCUGCAUCAGCAACGGAAUUCUCCACUGCGUUUAACAAUUACAUUAGUGACGGACCCAAUAGUCCUCACGCUGAGAUAAUUCGCACUGUCUCUACCUUCUCUGGGGCUAUCGCCGAUGUCCUUAGUAACACCAAGGGUUUAACUCGCUUUGCGAGUGACGACAAGAGCGCCGAUCAACUAUUAAGCGCUGCUCGCAAGUCCGCCCAGGCCACUGUUCGUUUCUUCCGUGGGCUCCAAUCUUUCCGUCUCGAGGGCUUAGAAGCCCUGCAAAAGGCGGAUGUCGUCAUCAACAACAACUCCGAGGUGCAGAGGGACUUACAAGCCCUGUCCAAACUCGUUGAUGCCUUUGCACCAAAGAGUAGUCGACUCCAGACUAACGGAGACCUGGGCGACUUGGUGGACCAAGAGCUUUCGAAAGCCGCGGACGCCAUUGAUGCCGCCGUCCAAAGACUUGCGAAGCUUAAGAGCAAACCUCGCGAUGGCUUCUCCACCUACGAAUUGAAGAUUAACGACGUGAUCUUGGAGGCUGCGAUCGCCGUUACGGGUGCAAUCGCGGAGCUCAUCAAGGCCGCCACCGCGUCCCAACAGGAGAUUGUCCGCGAAGGACGUGGUAGUGCUUCCAAAACAGCUUUUUACAAGAAGAACAACCGGUGGACGGAAGGUCUUAUCUCUGCUGCCAAGGCUGUCGCCUCCUCAACCAACACAUUAAUUGAGACUGCAGACGGUGUGAUUUCCGGCCGCAACUCGCCUGAACAGCUUAUUGUGGCUAGUAACGAUGUUGCUGCUAGCACCGCACAGUUGGUCGCUGCUAGUCGUGUAAAGGCUACUUUCAUGAGCAAAACUCAAGAUCGUCUGGAGACUGCUAGCAAAGCCGUUGGUGCAGCCUGUAGGGCUCUGGUACGACAAGUGCAGGAUAUCAUCGCCGAGAAGAACCGCGACGACAAUGAGGCGGUGGACUACUCUAAGCUCAGUUCGCACGAGUUCAAAGUACAGGAAAUGGAACAACAGGUCGAAAUACUUCAACUUGAGAAUGCCCUUGCUCGCGCCCGGACUCGUCUGGGAGAAAUGCGCAAGAUUUCCUAUCAGGAGGAUUAGAUCACCGGCCCAUGAAUCCGGAGUAGUGGUGGUGCAGAAUAUUAUAUUGACUCCUGGCAGCUCCAGUAUUUGGACACAGUGUCUCUCGUUAUGCUUUCAUUUCCUUCUCUACUGUACUUUUUACGUUCAUUUCAUUUUGGCUGUUUUCCACUAUGGCUUGUUAUACCACCGUCCAUAUGUCACUUUCAGACUCAAUAAGAGUUGGCC
Molecule: messenger RNA, 3111 nt
Organism: Aspergillus nidulans FGSC A4
Lineage: Eukaryota; Fungi; Ascomycota; Eurotiomycetes; Eurotiales; Aspergillaceae
Product: protein slaB
Exons: 7
Coding region: 1-2904 (967 amino acids)
Biological process (GO): actin cortical patch assembly; negative regulation of Arp2/3 complex-mediated actin nucleation; endocytosis
Cellular component (GO): incipient cellular bud site; actin cortical patch; cytoplasm
Molecular function (GO): phospholipid binding; actin binding; clathrin binding
Source: RefSeq, a predicted model, not a curated record